AUGUCAGACGAUGGUUCUAUUGAUCUAUCAUUUAUUUCAGAUCCAAGUGACUUUCCUCAAGCGUCACUUAAACUUCUUGACACUCUUCCACGUUGUUCAGUAUGCAAGGACUUUUUUAACACACCAAUGAUUGCUGACUGUGGGCACGUGUAUUGUUCCCUUUGUAUUCGACGGUGUUUGAACAUAGAGCAAGUUUGUCCAGUUUGCCGAGCGAACAUAUCGGAAUCGCAAUUAUUCAAAAGUCCUGAUACAGAAAAUAUUGUACAAGCAUGGACAAACAUGAGACAAACUUUAUUGCAAGGUGCUCUUAAAGACGAAAAAACAAAAGACAUUUCUUCCAUAAAGACGGAAACAUUUACCACUGAAACAAGUUCGACAAACGAGCAGUUUAGUGUAAAAAGAAAACAUUUGCAUAUGCCGGAAUCUACCAAUAAUUUUACUCCGCCUGAUUUAUAA
Molecule: messenger RNA, 456 nt
Organism: Cetraspora pellucida
Lineage: Eukaryota; Fungi; Glomeromycota; Glomeromycetes; Diversisporales; Gigasporaceae
Source: the annotation of a GenBank genome assembly